CAGGCCGGCCGCCGUCUCUGCAAGCCGCCGUCUCACAUCACCAGCCCUUCCGCGGUCGCAAGCCCAACCUCCUUCGGCGUGAACCUGCGUGCCAGAGGGGUGCACUGAUGCACCCUGCCGCCUGAGGCGGCACAAACGCUCGCAGAGGGUCGCCAGACCGAGUACCACCCAGGGCCCCCCAGCAGCGUACCUGGUUGCCGUGAUGGCUACGCUAGUGCGCAGCCUGGUGGGCGGCAACCAGGGCCAGCAGGAUGGCGACGGCAAGCUGCUGGAGCUGGCAGACCAGCGGGACGAUCAGCCCACGCCCAGCUCUCAGCAGGAGCAGGAGGAGGCCCAGGAGAUGCAGGAGGACGACGGGCUAGCCAGCGUGAUCACGCAGGUGUCGUCGCGGGACCAGCAGAAGGCAGCCCCCCCGCCCGCCGCGCAGUAUGCGGUGCAGCCCGCAGACGACGGCAGCGGGGAGGUGCGGAGCACUUGGAAAAACAAGUUUAGAAGCAUCUUCUGCUGCCUGGCGCCCUCCUCCAACGAGCAGUACGUGCGGCAGGACGAGGGGCCGGUGGUGAUACGCCCCAUAGCGCCGCAGCCGCCCAGCUGGACGGAGCCGGUGCUCGGGCCGCAGCUGGCGCAGGAUUCGGGGAAGAAGACUCUGGUUCUGGACCUGGACGAGACGCUGGUGCACUCCUCCUUCAAGCCGGUGCCGCAGCCCGACUACAUCAUACCGGUGGAGAUCGAGGGGCGCAUCGUGGAUGUGUAUGUGCUCAAGCGGCCCUUUGUCGACCACUUCAUGCGGGCGGUGGGCUCGCGCUUCGAGGUGGUUGUGUUCACGGCCAGCCUGGGCAAGUAUGCCGACCCGCUGCUGGACCUGCUGGACAAGGCCAAUGUGGUGCGGUGGCGCCUCUUCCGGGAGGCCUGCUACCCGUAUGAGGGCUCCUACGUCAAGGACCUUCAGUGCCUGGGCCGCGACCUGGGCCAGACCAUCAUCGUGGACAACUCCCCCCACUCGUACAUGUUCCAGCCCGAGAACGCGCUGCCCAUCGGCACAUUCAUCGACGACAUGCAGGACCAGGUGGGGCGGGGGUAG
Molecule: messenger RNA, 1081 nt
Organism: Chlorella variabilis
Lineage: Eukaryota; Viridiplantae; Chlorophyta; Trebouxiophyceae; Chlorellales; Chlorellaceae
Exons: 5
Coding region: 203-1081 (292 amino acids)
Molecular function (GO): phosphoprotein phosphatase activity
Source: RefSeq, a predicted model, not a curated record